AUGUCUCGUUUGUCGAUCCUACGAGCGGCAGUCCCUCGCGGGAUUCGUUCAUACUCGGUAGCCCGGUCAGAACGCUCGCGCGAACCAGGCCGCGAGCUGAAACUCCUCCACUACGUGUACAGCCAGCCCGACCUAGACGCGAUCCGCGGCCACCCACGCAAAGUGCUGGAUCUGAUCGAGCGGUUCGGCGAGGAGUAUCAAUACCACUUCAUGAACGUCGGGCGUCCCAAGGGCCGCAUCGUCACCGACCUCAUCGCCGAGCUGCGCCCGCAGACCAUGCUCGAGCUGGGCGGCUACGUCGGCUACUCGGCCAUCCUGUUCGGCGACGCCGUACGACGCAACGGCGGCACCCGCUACUUCAGUCUCGAGUUGAACCCAGAGUUUGCCGCCAUAUCCAACAUGCUCGUCGAGCUGGCCGGGCUGCGUGACCUCGUCCGCAUCUGCGUCGGACGCAGCGACCUCUCCCUGCACAGGCUGUACUCCAGCCAGACCGUCCGCCACGUCGAGCUCAUGUUCCUCGACCACUAUAAACCCGCCUACACCUCCGAUCUCCAGCUGUGCGAGCAGUACGGCAUGGUGUCUCCGGGCUCGGUGCUUGCCGCCGACAACGUCGUCCGCCCGGGAAACCCGCCGUACCUGGAGUACGUGCGCAGCUCGGUCGAGCAGAAACGGCAGGCCGCACAGCAGAAGCUGCAGCUGCAGCAGGGGGGCAAGAAUUUCAACACCACCGGCUUCUCCGACCGCGUCUUGGCCUCGUAUAUGGGCAAGGACUCGGCCCCGGCCUUUGAAGUCGUCGGCAACCCGAAUCUCAUUUACCGGAGCGAGCUGGUCCAGCCGGAGGGAGAAGACGUGAGUUAUCCUGGACCCAGCACUUUUUAUUAUUGGCUUUGA
Molecule: messenger RNA, 891 nt
Organism: Penicilliopsis zonata CBS 506.65
Lineage: Eukaryota; Fungi; Ascomycota; Eurotiomycetes; Eurotiales; Aspergillaceae
Exons: 3
Coding region: 1-891 (296 amino acids)
Molecular function (GO): O-methyltransferase activity
Source: RefSeq, a predicted model, not a curated record